AUCUACCCAAUAUUCUUCAUAAAAAUUUUGAAAAAAAAAAGAAGAAAAUAUUUGAAUAUUCUCUCCCCAACUUUGCCACAUCUCGAGGUAAAUGGACUAAGUUUGGUCGGGUCCCACCGGUUCCUUUAUUUUGAAGUUAAAAAAACGAAAAAGGAAAAGAAAGAAAACGGCCAUUAUUGCUUUGCGCCAACUCUGUUUUAAAGAACUCUCUGUUCUCUCAUUUCUUUCUUCCGACGAGCCAUGGCGGCCAUGAAAGAAGAAAAAGAAGAAGAAGAAGCUCAAGUUCUUCAGUCCAUUUCAAAUUUCCACGAUUCCCCUAACGGGAAAUCGAGAAGGCGAAGAAGAAGCGGCGGUUCUAGUGGUGGGUCUUUCGAGUUUUGCGUGCUCCGAAAACCCAAUCUUUUGUCCGCCGAUCAGCUCUUCUCCGACGGCGUCCUGCUCCCUCUCUACCGGAUUCCCACUUCCGGCGAAACGCCGGAGACGAAUCUGCUGGGUUUGUCCGGAGAGGAAGAAAAGACCCGUUUUGCUCCCGAAUUGAAUCCGCCGGAUUCAUCCGUCGAACAGCUGUUGGGGUUGGUUUCGGAAUCGGGUCGCCCGGAUUUACCUGCAGCAGAGCAGCCGGAGUUGGUACCGGAGUCUGAACGCCGGGAUUCAUCCGCAGCAGAGGAGCUGCAAUUGGAACCAGAAACGGAUUGCCCGGAUUUAUCCCGGGCAGAGCGGCCGGAGUCGGAACCAAAAUCCGAUCACCCAGAUUCAUACGGGGCGGAGCAGCCGGAUUUGGGAUCUGAAUCCGGGCCGGAAAUAUCUGCUGCGGCGGUCAGCUCCUCCACCACCUCUUCCAAACGGUGGAGGGAUAUUUUCAAGAGGGCCCCUAAAGGCGGAGAGAUUCCCGGCGAGAAAACCAGCAAGGAAAAGAAAGGCGGCAUUUUUGCAGCUCACGCCGCCGAACUGGUUCUAAACAUCAACAUUUGGCCUUUCAGAAGAAGCAAUUCUGCCGGCAACGGCGGCGGCAUGCCGCCAGCUGGAGCCGCCCUGACUCCACCCAGAGUGAGCAGCGCGCCGUGUUCUCCCGCCGAGUUCAACUUCAAGAAAUCGCCGAUCCCUCGCAAGGGGCGGACCUACACAGCCUGGCCACCCCGCCGGAGCGUGAGCGGCACCGGCAGCCGGAGUAACGGGCUUUUGACGAAGUCAGCAGAUAAAGACGUCGGAAAAGAUAGGAGCCACGGUGAGAAAGGGUAUACUACAAAGGAAGGGGGAAAUAGGGGGUGGGGGAAAGUAUCCCCAGCCGCCGGCGACGGCGGCGAUUGGUACAAAGCAAGAGUGCUAACCAUGAAGGCAUCAAUGUGCACUGACGCCUCCGGCAGCGGCGGCGACGGAGGAGUCUCCGGCGUAGGGAGACGGUCUAAUCUCCGGACUCUAUUUGCCAACAAAAUAUAUGAAAUCUAAAGUUGUUUCAUUUCCAAAAUAUUGGUAGGGUACAAAUUUUGCUUCACAUGAGAUCUACUAAAUUUGUUCAUUUAUAAAACUAAUAUUAAGUGGUUCUUGUCACAAAAAAUUUACACUACCCACAAAAAAAUAAUCUCCAAUAUGUUGAUUUUGUUUUGAAUAAAAAUGUAAAUAAACCAUUGAAUCUUUAGAGGUAAGAAUGUGCAGUGAAAAUGGCAAGUAAAUAUGGAACAACAAA
Messenger RNA from Cuscuta campestris, 1684 nucleotides. The record is from the annotation of a GenBank genome assembly. Lineage: Eukaryota; Viridiplantae; Streptophyta; Magnoliopsida; Solanales; Convolvulaceae.